AUGGGUAAUGUUAAUAGUUUAAUAAAUGUAACAUUAGAUAAAGUUGAACCAGCAGUGUAUUUAUCUGGUGAUAUAAUAAGAGGUAAUGUUCAGUUUAAUAUAACUCAACGAACAAAACAAAUUGAUGAAAUAUAUUUAUCAUUAACUGGUGAUAUUGGUUAUACAACAACACGUACAAUUCGAAUUCAAAAUGGACAAAUGGAAAGAAAAACUGAUUAUCAUAAUAUUAGAAUAUUUGAAAAAAAAAUUCUAUUAGAUCGACCUUUAAUUAAUGAUCAAACAAGAAUAGAUAUUAAUCAAAAUGAUAUAAAAAUUUUUGAAGCUGGUAUAUAUAAAUAUCCAUUUUCAAUACGUUUACCAGAGAAUUUACCAGCAACAUUACAUCCAGAAGAUUAUCCAUUUGUUCGUUAUGAAUUGCAAGUUUUAAUUGAAAAAAAAUGGUAUCAUUCAAAUGAUCGUCAUCGUUAUCCAAUACGUAUUUAUCCUCGAGUAAAUCUUUUUAAUAUAAAUUAUUGUCAAAGUUCAGUUAAAUUUGGUACUAAACGUAAAGAUAUAACAAUAAAAUGUAUUUUACAACAUGCUGCUCUUAUACCUGGUCAACAAACAUUAUUAUCACUUGAUAUUUAUAAUCCAAAUCGUCUAUCAAUAAAACGUAUUGAUGUUUGUUUUAUACAACGUUAUGAAAUUGAACAAUGUCGACGUCGUUUAGAACUUAUUCGUUUAUCUAUUCCUCAAUUAAAUAAUAUUUAUCUUCAACAUAUUGAAACAACAUGUCCAUUAAUUAUUCCAUUAGCUAUUCCUCCAUCAUUUAAUUAUAAAAGUCAAAUUAAUAGAACAAUUGUACAUGUUGAUUUACAUUAUGAUUUAAAAUUAGAAAUUAAACUCAAAGGACUUUUUCAAGAUUUUGAUCUACAAGUUCCUGUUAUUAUUGCUACUGAUUCAUCUCAACAUCCAACUUGUCAUAGAAUAACAUCAUCAAUUUUAACUAAAAAAAAUUUUGUUAAACUUAAUUUUGAUAAUGAUAAUGAUAAUGAUAAUGAUAAUGAUGAUAUACCUCCACCACCAUAUGAAUCAGUUUAUUUUGAUGAUAUACCUAAUAAUUUAUAA
Molecule: messenger RNA, 1107 nt
Organism: Rotaria sp. Silwood2
Lineage: Eukaryota; Metazoa; Rotifera; Eurotatoria; Philodinida; Philodinidae
Source: the annotation of a GenBank genome assembly